CCUCACACACGCACACACACACAGAGACACACACACAACAGUCUAUACUGAACGCUCCGGGCUGAGAGCUAGCGACGAGUCGAGCGAAGGAGUUUCCGCGAAGCGAGAGAGGGAGAGAGAGCAUUGUCUGUCUGCGGUUGCUUGUAGGGGCGGAGUAGCGCGGAUAACAAUAAAGCAAAGUUGACGCAUAAUAAAGAAGGAAGGAAGGAAGGAAGGAAGGAAGGAAGAAGAGCAUUUGAAAAACCAACAACAAAACAAAGGAGUAGUUGGGAAAACAUCGAUGGAUAAGAUGACAUUAUUUUCAUGGAACGUUUUCCCGUUUUCCGUACAAGAAUAAUUUUCGAGAAUCUGUUUUCCAAGUCUAUGAACUUUUAAAAUUUGAUUUUUCCUGGACGGCUUUAUUCACAGUUCAAGACGCUUUAUUUCAGGUUCGUGGCCCAGCAAUGUGAUCCUUCCCCGUGAACGUGAUCUUAUUCCAAGAUCGUGAUCUUAUGUUAUUCUUUUCGGAUGUACGCUUUGUGUUCGGUUGAUAGUCGGGCAUUGUACAGAGACGAAUGAAUUAGUGAAGUGAAAUGAAGUGAAGUGCGAGCUUUCCUUACGACUUUCAGGGAUAUGAUACGAUACUCAAGACCGAGUCUGGCCCUGGAUUAUUAUAAACAAAGAUAACACAAGAUGCAAUUGAAGGGGAAACGAAACUACAAAGACGAGGGAAUGGACUGGUGGUAGAGUCAGCACUGUAUUCAAAGCCGCAAAAUGGGCACAGGCACAGUCUUUCGUUAUAUUGGAAGGAAAGAAAUAACACUUAGUAUAAAACUUCUCGACCACUACUUUGAGUUGGGUCUCCACUGUGCGGGGCCCACAUUGAAACCAAACAUGGUCAGAUUAUAAACGGAUACUGCGUUUCGAUUUCGGAAAGUUUUUACAAGCAGUUUAUUACACCCUGUGCUUUUGAUGAUUUGUGCCUUCAAAGGAUUAAAGUUUUUCGAGGUAAUGUUUUCUUGGGUAACUUAAUCAGCGUUUAGCAAAGUUAGCGCAGUUGUCUUUGUGUGCCUUGAAGCGCUGUUUUAUUUCCCCGAGGAAACGGAUGUCAUCACCCUGUUGAUGAAGCCCGCAUCUAAGACAUGUAUACAUUGUAUAGACGUGUAGUCAAACAUUCGUUUUAUGUUCAACAUACACACUGCACAUAAUUCCAAUUUCUGUUUGACGCAGUUCGGAGACCUCUGACAUUGAUUGACAAGAUUUAUGAUUUGAGGGAAGAACGCUCUGACAUGCUUCGAUCUCCCUAGAAGUGUGCGUGACAAAGAUAAUGUUUUUAAACGCACUGGCGUCAAAUGCCAAACACACAUAAAGCAAAAUCCGUAUACAAAUGUGCUCAGUUGGGCAAGAAAUAUCGACAGCUCUGUUUAAAAAAAAGGUUUAAAAUUAAAUAUUUUUGUUGAUCAGCAAACUGGGAUAGGCUACAUGUAUUUCAAAUUGCUGCUUGUCUAACAAUUUUCUGUAUGAAUGUUGUAGUCACCAUGUCAGUGACUUCGUUUUCCGGAUAAUGUGAUUUUCGUUUUGAACACAGCUGUGUUUGAUUUAUAUUAAUAUACUCAAGCCAGGAAAACUAUCUACAUUCGAGAUUGACUACCCUUCCAGUCCGUAUGCGUUUUCAGUGAUUCAUUGGGAACCUGAAUUCGAUUCCAUGAAUGGAGAACAGUCUUAAUGUUCAGCCUUGAGUCUCAUAAAUGCGGAUUAAAUUCUUAAUACUACUUAUGGUAACACCUUGAUAGUCGAGUAGUGGUAUUCAUUCAUUGGAUUUCAUUAUGUGAGAGAUUUCUGAAAAGGAUUAACGACGUGGAAAGUCAAAGUUCAUGACCACUCCACUGGAACACGUGAGAUGGUCGGGUGAGUGAAGAGGGUAGAGGGCUCACCCGCGCUCACAAGGGCCAUGGGGGCGAUCCUUGUGUCAGAUGGUCGGGGGAUGCUGCUGUCGCUGCUGCGGAUAGCGACAAUUUCCUGGAUACUGGGAUGCGUUGAUGGUUCACAGUACUCCCUGACGCCCCCGGCCCGGUAUGUCGUGUUUUCUGGUGACCUCAGCAUUAACUACACCAUGCCAGGGGGCGUGUCUUUACCCCACGCCUUUGUCAGACUGGAUUUCCAGCGACCGGGUAACAAAGAGCCGCUAGUGAUCACUACGAUGGGGUUGACCCUUGGUAAAAAAUCUGGGAAUCUCCGUGUGGCCUGCGGGGUCAUCGAGUUCGCCGGCACUUUCAGCCUCAAGAUGUUCUCCAGGGCUCACGGCGACCUCCUCACGGAAACGAGCCUCGAUGUGAGAUGGCCGGAAAUCGUCCUGUCACUCCCAGACGAACACGAAGCGCAGACGACAGCUGUAGAUUUACAGAUAAUCUCGAAAGCAAACUGUACCUCCGUCCUCCGUCGCCAUUAUCUGUUGGUCAGGUUAUAUUUCCAACAGGAGCCUGUGGAUACCUCAAACCUAGACCUGUCAAAGGCGACGCUUUUACAGCAAAGAAACUUCACGAAAGUUAACAACGCUUUCACAGUGAUCACUUUAGGGUGUCACCUUUUUGACCUGGACGGUUACUACCAAGCUGUCAUGGUGUCCAGUUCAUCUUCGAGCCCUAUUGUCGCCAAGAGCUACACAAUGUCUGUGAAGUGGAGCACAGCCUACCAUCUCCUUCUCCGAUCUCGCAGCCACACUAUCUUCCCAUGUGUCAACAGCGCCAAGAUCACAUACACCCAUCCAUCGUGUUCAGGGAAGGACAAAAUCAGGGCGUACUCUCUGACACGAACUGCUGAAGGGAGCUUCGCCUCGCCGUUGCAUCGACAGUAUAUCGAAGAAAAAGAGGCGAGGCCAGACGAAACACAAGUGACAUUCCAGUGCUCUGUGUUCAACCAAUCAGCAGCAGGAUUUUGCUUCGUGUAUGUCAGUGUGACGAGAAAAAAUUCCUUCACAGUGCAAAGAGAAUUGUGCGUCUCCGCCAGACCUGACUCAGUGUUCCCCCAAGAUGGCGGCUGGAGCACAUGGACGCCCUGGACCUCCUGCUCCGUCACGUGCGGGACCGGGAAGCAGAACCGGUACCGGAUAUGCAACGACCCCGCCCCCAAACAUGGCGGACGUUUCUGCGAAGGAGAGCCGAUGGAGUGGACGCCUUGUAAAGUGCACUGUCCAGAGUCCAUACCCCGCACUCCUCUCCACUCGCCCCCUAUAGACAAGAACUGCGCAUGCGGCUGUUCGAAAACAGAAGUCACAGGGGAGAUAAUCGCCACUGGCCGUUGCCAUGGUCUGUCUGCGUGGCUGGUGGAGGGCCCGGAGGGGAGCGCUGUGAGUCUGCGGUUCGAUUACUUCAACCUCAACUACACUCGCCAGUGGGUCAAGAUCAGGAACGGCGGAAAAGCCAGUGACGAUUUGCUCUUCUCCUCUACAAACAAGGGAUACCCGGCAGAGAUCACUUCUGGUCGGGUCAUGAGGGUAGAGUUCAUGACCUUCUACGUCACACCACCCCCAGCCGCCAUAUUCCCGAAGAACGCUUCAUUGCCCAUCCACGCGCAUGGGUUUAUUGCCAGCUACAACAUCAAAGCGAUCCCUCUCAGCAGUACGGCCACUAUCCUGUACCAGUACGAAGAGAAGACCUUACUGGGCAGCGCAGUGACCAUCGUCGGAAUCGUCAUCUGUGUAGCGGUCAUUCUCGUUGCCGUUAUCUUCGUGGUUCUCCAGCGUACCUUCUUCAAACGUCGCAUCAAGUACUCCAUGACCAUGUCAGGGGAGAGCCCAGCCCACGCCAAUCUGAAAGGCUCCACUUCUGAACAUCAGGUCUCCAGUGCGCAGAGCAGCAGUAGCCCGAGCAGUCCCGGUGCGGGAAUUCACGUAGACAUGGACGUCCCUCUGACGGGAAAAACCCGGAGAAAGAACAGUGGGAAUUCCCCAACCCACAAACAAGGGCGCUCGGGGAGGACGCCAAGCAUUUCCAGCACCAGCAGCCAGAAGGUAAAACGCCACAAAGGGAAAGGGGACGGCUCGAUCACGCCUUCAGGUCACAGCUCAGGAGGAACGCCGAAGAUGAAAGCGAAAAACUAUUCGUCAUCAACCAACCCGUAUGGUAUUGAAAUCAUAGACACCGACGAUCCCUCGGUUACUUUGAAAACGCCCUCUGCUUUUGCGAAAUCGCCACGAGCAGCGCGUAUACAGUCUUUAGGGAAUAAGCACUCUCCAGUCACGCCCUUGUCUCCGAUCUCAAAACUAGAUCUUCUCAAUAAGAAACGCCACGAAAAAGACAAAAAGGGCAAAGCAGCCGUUUCUGACAUUGACCGCGAGGUCACGGGGUCGUCAGGAUCCUCUACCCAGAGAUCAAGGACACCUUCGACGACCAAGGCCGAAGUGAACUGGCCACAUCCCGGGUUUGUUCGUGCGGCGUUGAACGAAGUAGGUCGGACAUUUUCUUCGGAUAAGUACAAGAAUAAAACGGGUCAGCGGCCACCUUCAGAGGAAAUCCCGCUCAUUGAGUCAUAUUCUAGUCAGGAAUCUCCGUCUCACAUCAACGACUUAGUCAAGAGUGACUCGGUGGAUUCAGCCACCACUUCGUUCAACCGACCCGGCAAAGCCCGUCGCCCAACGUCCUUGACCGAGUCCUACUCGAACGACGUAGUGCCUAGGCCAAAGUCCAGGUCAGACAGUAUGACUGAAUCAGCUCAGUUUUCUGGGCCGAUUGGAAACGACGAGUCAUCAUCCGACAAACCGUCUGAUUUGUCCGAGCUUACGAAACCAGUGCAAUCUUCUGCGUCGACAGCCGCAGUGUUACAUGUAAAUACCCCCGAAACCGUACCACCUUCUUCAGCAUCAUCAACAUCUGCAUCCACUCUGUAUCCCAGACCCAGACCUCCAGUUUUUUCAGCGCCUCGUACAACCUUUACAAAACCCACAGGAAGUAAAGACAUUUCCAAACAAUCAGCGUGCGAGGAAAGACAAGCAAUGUUGCCGAAACCCGAUGGACAAAGUCCAAAACCACCUCGUCAUCAGGAUCCAACGGACACCCGUAACACGAACAAUGCCACGUCUUCGAGUAUCAUGCAAGAACCUGCUCCUGCCAACGCUGCGCCUGUGCGUAAUGGCAGCAGCAAAAAUGAUACAAAACCGAAACUAGACGCUCAUCAUGCCAAUGGUGACAAACCAAAAGACCCCCGAGCUAGUCCUGGCAGAUUUGGCAGCAACAAAGAACAUUUUAGUCCGGGAAAGCUGAGUAAAACCAGCAGCAAAGGCAGCAAAACGACAGUCUCCUCUCCGGCCCGGAGUAUUACAACGCCGUCGGAAGUCGACGGACUAGAAUUAGAAUACGACGAUUUCAUAGAAGACGACCCUCUGUCGUAUUUUGAUUACGAGCAGACGCAGAAACUGGCCUUCAGGGGAGUGGAGAAGAUUGGUAACAAGACCCCUGUCGAAGAAGAGGAAGAGGAAGACGAGGUCUGACACCGGCUUCAGAAGGGUGGCGUCAUUUCAUCUCCAUCUGUUGAAAUAUUAUCAGUUAUAACAUCUUCACCACUCCAUGACGUCACAAGUCCUUCUUUCAUUGAAUGUAUGGAGUUUGAGUACGAUAGCUAUCUAGAAUAUUCUCCACUAACGUAUUUAGACUUCACGGAAACCCAGAGAUUUUGUUUUAGUGGGGUAGAAUCGGUGCUAGUAGACGUAGAAUGGGAACCAGAAUUGACAAAGUGCAUGAACACCAGUGUCAUUCAUACCAUUUGCCAAAUAGAAAAUUCAGAGUCACAAGAAACGUCUGAAAGUCAGGACAAUGACGAAGACGACGAUUCUGACGAACGUAAUGACAAUGACGACGAUGAAAGUAAAACUGAUUAUAAUGACGGCGACAAUGACAUGCUUUUAGAGAGCUGGGAAACUAUAGAUUCUUGUUUUAGCUUUUUAGAAGAAGAAGACAACUACCACGAGGACGACGACGACAACGACGA
Messenger RNA from Aplysia californica (California sea hare), 5961 nucleotides. RefSeq lists its product as uncharacterized. Gene Ontology annotation, cellular component: cell periphery. Bases 1931 to 5464 code for a protein of 1177 amino acids. The transcript has 8 exons. The record is from RefSeq and is a predicted model, not a curated record. NCBI's taxonomy places the organism in Eukaryota, Metazoa, Mollusca, Gastropoda, Aplysiida, Aplysiidae.